Molecule: messenger RNA, 781 nt
Organism: Orycteropus afer afer
Lineage: Eukaryota; Metazoa; Chordata; Mammalia; Tubulidentata; Orycteropodidae
Gene: TMEM106C
Product: transmembrane protein 106C
Source: RefSeq, a predicted model, not a curated record
GACAUGACACAGGUGCUACAUCACGGCCAUGGGGUCCCAGCAUUCUGCCUCUGCUCGUCCCCCUUCCUGCAAGCGAAAGAAAGAUGAUGACAAGGAUGAUACGUGGGCUGAACGAGAGCAAGAAGAAGCUAUUGCUCAGUUCCCAUAUGUGGAGUUCACAGGGCGAGAUAGCAUCACCUGUCUCACUUGCCAAGGGACUGGCUACAUUCCAACAGAGCAAGUAAAUGAGUUGGUGGCUUUGAUCCCACAUAGUGAUCAGAGAUUACGACCUCAGAGAACUAAGCAGUAUGUCCUCCUGUCCAUCUUGCUCUGUCUCCUGGCAUCCGGUUUGGUGGUUUUCUUCCUGUUUCCACAUUCAGUCCUUGUGGAUGAUGACGGCAUCAAAGUAGUGAAAGUUUUGUUUAAUAAGGAGGACUCCCUUGUAAUCCUCGCCAUCACGGCCACCCUGAGAAUUAGGAACUCCAACUUCUACUCAGUGGCGGUGACCAGCCUAUCCAGCCAGGUUCAGUACAUGAACAUAGUGGUCGGCACAUAUGGGACAACGAAUGUCUCCCUCAUUCCGCCUCGGAGUGAGCAACUGGUGAAUUUUACUGUGAAUGCUGAGAUGGGAGGACCAUAUUCCUAUGUGUACUUCUUCUGCACGUUGCCUGAAAUCCUGGUACACAACAUAGUGAUCUUCAUGCGAACUUCAGUGAAGAUCUCCUAUGUUGGCCACAUGACACAGAGCUCCUUGGAGACGCAUCAUUAUGUGGAUUGUGGAGCAAAUGCCACUGCUGUUUAG